Molecule: messenger RNA, 2085 nt
Organism: Salvia miltiorrhiza (redroot sage)
Lineage: Eukaryota; Viridiplantae; Streptophyta; Magnoliopsida; Lamiales; Lamiaceae
Product: pentatricopeptide repeat-containing protein At2g22410, mitochondrial-like
Exons: 1
Coding region: 80-2071 (663 amino acids)
Biological process (GO): RNA modification
Molecular function (GO): RNA binding; protein binding
Source: RefSeq, a predicted model, not a curated record
AACAAAGAUGAGCUCUGCUGCAUAUCCAUGAAGAAGAGCAAACUUCCAGAGUCAUACAAAACCACCAAUUUUCUCCUAUAUGAAACAUCUUCAACCGAAGCAAUUUUUCUCCUUAAGAAGUCGUUUCAACUUCAGAGCCUUCUCCUCAAGUUCCAAGAAAUGGAACUCAAAUCCGAACCCAAAUCUCAUAAUCACGCACCCAACUCUUCUUCUCAUAGAAGCUUGCAAUUCCAUGUCGCAGGCAAAGCAAAUUCACGCCAACAUGACGCGCACCGGCCUCCUCUUCCAUCUCUUCCCAAUCAGCAGGCUCCUAUCUUUUAUCGCAGUGGACGAAAGCGGAAAUCUUCGAUAUGCAAAUGCUCUUUUCUCUCAAAUUCUCGAACCCAAUGUGUAUAUUUGGAAUACAAUAAUAAGGGGCUGCGUCAGAAAAGGGUUUUUCGAAGCGGGCUUUUGUUAUUUUGUUAGAAUGGUUAGGGAAUGCGUGGAGAUGGAUAGGAGAAGCUAUGUAUUUGGGCUGAAAGCUUGCGAGGGUUUGGGAGAUUUGAGAGUGGGAGAGUUUGUGCAUUGUAGGAUUUGGAAGGUAGGGUUUGUGGGGGAUGUUGUUGUGAGGAACGGUUUGAUACAUUUUUACUGCGAGAAUGGGGGUUUGAGCUGCGCGGAUCGAGUUUUCCGCGAGAGUGAGAUGAGGGAUGUGGUUUCUUGGACUAGUAUCAUUGAUGGGAAUGCGAGAAAUGGGAUGAUUGAUGAAGCGCUGAAGAUGUUCGAUGAAAUGUCUGAAAGUAAUGUGGAGCCGAAUGACGUAACUAUGGUGGCUGUUUUCUCUGCGUGUGCUCACAAGGGAGAUUUGAGGUCUGCAGAGAGGGUUUCUGAGUUCGUGAUGACGAAGGGACUUAGAUUCAGUUUGAAUAUGAUGAAUGCCAUGUUGGAUAUGUAUGUGAAAUGUGGGGGUGUGGAAAAAGCUAAGGAGAUCUUUGAUCGGAUGGAGGUGAGGGAUGUUUUCUCAUGGACUAGCAUGAUAAACGGGCACGCGAAAAAUGGGGAGGUUGAGCUGGCAAGGAAGCUGUUUGAUGAGAUGCCGGAGAGGAAUGUGGUUUCUUGGAACGCGAUGAUAGGAGGAUACUCACAGAAUAAUAUGCCGAUGGAGGCUUUGGAGUUGUUUCAUAAGAUGGAGAGCGAAGCUUUUGCUCCUCCCAUGGAAACCACUUUGGUGUCGGUGCUCUCAGCGUGUGCUCAAUCCGGUUGUAUGGAGGUAGGGCAACGGAUUCACGAUCACUACGUCAAGCAAAAACGGAUUCAUCUCAGUACUAUACUAUGUAAUGCAUUUGUCGAUAUGUAUGCUAAAUGUGGGAGCAUUGAUGCUGCUAGGAAGAUAUUUGAUGAGACGACGAAGAAAGAUUUGGUGUCGUAUAACUCCAUGAUUGUUGCAUAUGCAUCUCAUGGUCAUGCAGGAAAGGCCCUAGGCCUAUUUGAGCAUAUGGUGGAACUCGGAUUCAAGCCUGAUAAUAUCACGUUUGUGGGCAUUCUGUCGGCUUGUGCUCACGGAGGGCUAGUCGAGGAAGGUUGGGGCUAUUUCAGGGGUAUGGAGUCAUUUGGAGUAACUCCUGCAAUGGAGCAUUAUGCGUGUGUGAUUGAUUUACUUGGAAGAGUAGGGCUAUUGAAAGAAGCCUAUGGCUUGAUAAACUCGAUGGAGAUGGAGGCGGAUGAAGCUAUUUGGGGCGCUCUUCUUAAUGGGUGUCGGAUGCAUGCGAAUGUGGAGUUGGGGAAGCUUGCUGCGGAGAAGCUUAUGGUCUUGGAUCCGGGACAUAGUGGGACGUACGUGCUGCUAGCUAGCUUGUGUGCCGAUAACAAGAAAUGGGGCGACGUGAGGAUGGCUAGAAGUAUGAUGAGAGAGAAGGGUGUGAAGAAGACAGCAGGGUCUAGCUUGAUCGAGGUAGAGGGCGAGUUUCAUGAGUUUCUAGUCGCAGAUGAAUCACAUCCUCAUUCUCAAGCCAUAUACAGAGUUUUAGAUGAGAUUUUCUUGUUUUCAAAGUUGGAUUCUUGUACAUUAAACCAUAUUGAUACAUUUUUAUAGACAUUUUCCUCAAA